AUCCGUGCCACGUGACAAUGUUUACUUUACCUGGACAAUCAAGCCGCCACCACGAGCACAGGCAGCACUGUGUGGCCCCGGGAGUGUUUGACAUGAAUCACUGAUAACACCUUGAUAAGUGACAGGCACAGCUGAAUGAAAGACAUGAGCAUCUCCAGCCAGAGAGCCAAAGAUCUAGUGUCUGCCUAUGAUCACAGUUUGGAGCAGCAGAUAGUCAGGCAAGGCUCCAGCCUGGCGUGUAGAGAUGAGGAGCUGUGGAAGCUGGUGGAGGGGUACCUGAAGGUUGUGGACGCUCAGGAGACGCACUGCCUGGGUCUAGAUCCACUGAGAGUAAUGGAGGAGUCGCUUACAGCAACAGCAACAGCUACAGCUGCGGCCAGCACAGGACAAGUGAAAGCCAGAGGAGGGCUGCAGGGCCUGGAGAGAGCAUUUGAAGUGCUGGAACAAGCUGCUCUGAACCUUUAUCUCUGUCCGUGGAGGGAGGAGUAUAAAGUGGUCAAGAUGUACUCUGGUAUGUUCACCCACCAUAUCAAACCGGUGCUUUCGAUGCCACAGAUUGAGGAGCUGUUUGGCCUAAUGGGAUAUCAGCCCAGCUCCCCCCGGCACGAGCAGCUUCGUCUUAACUCCCACAGAGUAGGUUCUCUGGAUGACCUCCUCUGCUUGUCGUGUGCCUUCUUCUUGGCCCGCUGCGAAUGUCGCCUCCUUCUGGUGGCUCUGGGAGAGCAUGCCAAUGACAUCCAAUGGGAGCUGGGGGUGGUGAGAGAAAGGCAGUCAGGACAGAGCCUGCAGGGUGCCUUGGAAAACACUAAGAAGAUCCUGGAAGUGGAACAUUUAAUGGAGGAUGCUGAUGGAGAAGUGGAUGUAGAUCUGUACACUGAUGUGCAGGAAAAUGGGUGUCAGGAUAGGGAAGUGGUCGAUGAUGAUGAGGGUCCCCGAUCCUUAGCUUGGGUGACUCAAAACAAUGCCUCACCUCCUGCUGUCAAUACACAAAGCAAUGGAAUGACAUCUUUGCCCUACAUAUCCACCUCUGCAUCCACCAGAGAGCAUGUCUGUGUCUCCACACUGAACUACCAUCUGACCAACACACCACCACCUCAGUCGCACAUCACCAGAAGUUCUUCAACCAGUGCCAGGCAGCGCAGACGUCUUGCUGAUGACUCACAGUCUCACAGUCUGCAGGUAGAAGUUCCCAGGAGUGAAGCUACAGCUGACCAUCAGUGCAACUGUCUCCAGUCUCCUCAUGUGUGUCUUAAACUCUGUAAAGACUGCAACAGCCUCCAUGAUGUCGAGUGUGCCUUGCUGAAGUACUGCAACAACAGUAAUCACAUUGUGAUAUUCCCUGACAAUCCUAGAGAAGAGAUGAAAAAAUCAAGUGCUCUGUCCCAGCAUGCUGGAAGCUUCAAAGUUAGCGUAUCACCGAAUCUCACAAGCAGCAGCGCAGCACUGUCUUCCUUAGGUCUGAGGGAUGAGCCAAAAUCCAUGAUUGCACCAAUCAGCUACCACGACUGCUGCGACCUCUCCCAGCUAGACCCGCAGGUCCUUUGUCAUAGCUGCAGUGUUUUCCAUGCUGGAUCCUGCAAAGGGAUUUACUUUUGCGAAAAAGAAGAACAUGAUUUGAAGCCACUGGGAAUGUGUUCCUGCGGGAAGGAAGCUUCCAGAGAUCCUCUGAUUCUCUGCAGAUAUUGUGGGAAUGAGUAUUGUAGGGAUUGCUGGUACAGAAGCCCAUUUGAAUGCAUCUGUGGUAAAAAGUUUGACCAGUCAUCAACACCUGUGUGAAUGUACUGACGAUUAUUGCACUUAUGAGGCACAAACAAAUAAUCACAGUGCCUUAAAUGAAUUACAAUAAAUCAGAAACCCAACUAUUGCCUUUAUACAAUACUGACAUGAAGUAUUACAUGUUCCCUAGUCUUUUUUUACCUGCAGUAUCUCUUUAAAACUCACAUUAUAGUCUAUUGUACAUGUUGUCUAAGUGGCCAUAUUUGAUAUUAACCAGAUUUCUGAACUGUGUACUGAGGCAUGAAGAUGUGAUGACACUUUGUGCUUUUUGGGUCUCUUCAAUGUAAUUUUUAUGUAAAGCACACAAAAGCCUGUUUUCAUCUGUACUCGUUGCACAGACUGGAUUAAAAAGGGUCUUUAUGUCACUCUA
Cheilinus undulatus (humphead wrasse) is the source of this 2146-nucleotide messenger RNA. It is a transcript of the gene spata2l, whose product is annotated as spermatogenesis associated 2-like. NCBI's taxonomy places the organism in Eukaryota, Metazoa, Chordata, Actinopteri, Labriformes, Labridae. Gene Ontology annotation, cellular component: cytoplasm. The record is from RefSeq and is a predicted model, not a curated record. The coding region runs from base 136 to 1776 and encodes 546 amino acids. The transcript is spliced from 4 exons.